GGGGAAAACUAUAUAAAUGUUUGGAAUCCGGAAAGACUUUCGGAACAAGCCGUCAAGUUACUUCACAUGAAAGGAUCCACGCAGGGGGAAAACUAUAUAAAUGUUUGGAAUCCGGAAAGACUUUCGGAACAAGCCGUCAAGUUACUUCACAUGAAAGGAUCCAGACAGGGGAGAAACCACAUGCAUGCGCGGAGUGUGGAAAGAGCUUUCGUAGUAGGAGUGGACUUACUUCCCAUAAAAGGAUCCACACAGGGGAAAAACCAUAUAAGUGCAUGGAGUGUGGAAAGAGCUUCUCUCAAAAUACAUCCCUUAUGAGUCAUAAAAGGAUCCACACAGGGGAGAAGCCAUAUAAGUGCAUGGAGUGUGGAAAGAGCUUCUCACAAAAUACAUCCCUUAUGACUAAUAAAAGGAUCCACACAGGGGAGAAGCCAUAUAAGUGCCUGGAGUGUGGAAAGAGCUUCUCUCAAAAUGUAUCCCUUAUGAGUCACAAAAGAAUCCACACAGGGGAGAAACCAUAUAAGUGCAUUGAGUGUGAAAAGAGCUUUCGUAGUAGGAGUGAACUUACUUCCCAUAAGAGGAUCCACACAGGGGAGAAGCCAUAUAAGUGCAUGGAGUGUGGAAAGACCUUUCGUAGUAGGAGUGGACUUACUUCCCAUAAAAGGAUCCACACAGGGGAAAAACCAUAUAAAUGCAUUGAGUGUGGAAAGAGAUUCUCUCAAAAUACAUCCCUUAUGAGUCAUAAAAGGAUCCACACAGGGGAGAAGCCAUAUAAGUGCCUGGAGUGUGGAAAGAGCUUCUCUCAAAAUGUAUCCCUUAUGAGUCAUAAAUGGAUCCACACAGGGGAGAAACCAUAUAAAUGCAUGGAGUGUGAAAAGAGCUUUCGUAGUAGGGGUGAACUUACUUCCCAUAACAGGAUCCACACAGGGGAGAAGCCAUAUAAAUGCAUGGAGUGUGAAAAGAGCUUUUGUAGUAGGAGUGAACUAACUUCCCAUAACAGGAUCCACACAGGGGAGAAGCCAUAUAAAUGCAUGGAGUGUGGAAAGAGCUUCAGAAUAAGCAGAUACCUUAUUGCCCAUAAAUGGAUCCACACAGGGGACAAGCCAUAUAAGUGUACAGAGUGUGGAAAGAGCUUUCGUAGUAGGAGUGAACUUACUUCCCAUAAGUGGAUCCACACAGGGGAAAAGCCAUUUAUGUGCAUGGAGUGUGGAAAGAGUUUUACUCACAACGGUAAACUUUCUUCCCAUAAAAGGAUCCACACAGGGGAGAAGCCAUAUAAGUGCCUGGAGUGUGGAAAGAGCUUUCGUAGUAGGAGUGAACUUACUUCCCAUAAGUGGAUCCACACAGGGGAAAAGCCAUUUAUGUGCAUGGAGUGUGGAAAGAGUUUUACUCACAACGGUAAACUUUCUUCCCAUAAAAGGAUCCACACAGGGGAGAAGCCAUAUAAGUGCCUG
Molecule: messenger RNA, 1451 nt
Organism: Python bivittatus (Burmese python)
Lineage: Eukaryota; Metazoa; Chordata; Lepidosauria; Squamata; Pythonidae
Source: RefSeq, a predicted model, not a curated record